This is a messenger RNA of Tauraco erythrolophus (red-crested turaco), 779 nucleotides long. The record is from RefSeq and is a predicted model, not a curated record. Lineage: Eukaryota; Metazoa; Chordata; Aves; Musophagiformes; Musophagidae.
ACGGACUCGUUAUCAGCGCAGCUCAGCAGCUUCCAAAGCGGCUCUGCCCUUGGGGCUGGGCUGGAUAGCGAGGAGUUGACUAACGAAGCGAUUGGCACCUUUCCCACAGGCGUUCUUGUCUCUGAGGCAAGGUUUUUCGUUCGUAGUUUUCGAAGUGAAUCGUCUUACUAUUUUGACCGGGAUGAUGUGGCUCUGAAAAACUUUGCCAAGUACUUCCUGCAUCAGUCCCAUGAGGAACGUGAGCAUGCUGAGAAACUGAUGAAGCUACAGAAUCAGAGAGGUGGACGCAUCUUCUUGCAGGACAUCAAGAAGCCUGAUCGUGAUGACUGGGAGAAUGGGCUGACUGCAAUGGAGUGCGCCCUGCACCUGGAGAAGAAUGUGAACCAGUCACUGUUAGAACUGCACAAAUUGGCAACUGAAAAGAACGACCCACAUUUGUGUGACUUCAUUGAGACUCACUACCUGGAUGAGCAGGUGAAAGCCAUCAAAGAGCUGGGUGACCAUGUGACCAACCUGCGGAAGAUGGGGGCACCGAAAUAUGGCAUGGCGGAGUACCUCUUUGACAAGCACACCCUUGGGGACAGUGACAAUGACAGCUGAAGUCUUGCCAACAGCCACCCUGUGGGUUUCAGUGGAACUCCUACUUUACUGUCCAGCCAUGCAUGCAUCUUCAGCUAUCUAGAUAAACAGUUCUUACACUCUGUACCAAAUACCACCCCUCUUUUCUCUUGUGUUUCGUGUAUUGCCCUCCAUCCAAUAAAGUGACUUGGUUCCAGUUG